Odocoileus virginianus texanus is the source of this 836-nucleotide messenger RNA. Lineage: Eukaryota; Metazoa; Chordata; Mammalia; Artiodactyla; Cervidae. The record is from RefSeq and is a predicted model, not a curated record.
CCCCGCCAGCCUGCGGGGGCACACCCGGAAGCAGCACCCCCGGCUCGAGUGUGGGGCCUGUCAGGAGGCCUUCCCCAGCCGGCCGGCACUGGAUGAGCACCGGAGGCAGCAGCAUUUCAGCCACCGCUGCCAGCUCUGUGACUUUGCUGCCCGGGAGCGGGUGGGCCUGGUGAAGCACUACUUGGAGCAGCACGAGGAGACUUCCGAGGCAGCGGCAGCCUCGGCCGGGGAGGGGGACUCCGGUCAGCCCCCUCUGCGCUGCCCCUUCUGUGACUUUGCCUGCCGCCACCAGCUGGUGCUGGAUCACCACGUGAAAGGGCAUGGGGGCACCCGGCUCUACAAGUGCACGGACUGUGCUUACAGCACCAAGAACCGGCAGAAGAUCACCUGGCACAGCCGUAUCCACACCGGGGAAAAGCCCUACCGCUGUCACCUCUGUCCCUAUGCCUGCGCGGACCCCUCUCGCCUCAAGUACCAUAUGCGGAUCCACAAGGAGGAACGGAAGUAUCUGUGCCCUGACUGUGGCUACAAGUGCAAGUGGGUCAACCAGCUCAAGUACCACAUGACCAAGCACACAGGUCAGUCUGCGUGGUUUCCACAGGCCCGAGGGGCUCCCCUGUGCCAUGGCACACCCAGCCUCCCUGAGUGUGGUGUAUGUCCUUAUGCAGAUUUGGGGUGCAUAUCAGUUUUCACAUCAGGGGUAGUGGGUCAACUGAAAGGCCAGAAUAACUUCCCAACCCACUGAAAGCCUAUGAGAAUCAGGAGAGGUGAACCUGGGGGUCUGGGCAUGUGUGCUUUGCAAAACCUUCUCAGGGGAUUGUGGCACAAGGUCACCC